AUGUUGGCGGACGCGAGGGCGGAGUUGGCGAGUAGGGAGAGGGGGAGGGGGUUGCUGCCGCCGCAGCCGAGCGCGCAGACGGAGCGAGUAUGGCAAGCGCCGCCCACUCAACAGCAGCAGCAGCAGCAACAGCAGCCAGCUCCGUUCGCGCGGUACCUGAACCAGCAACACAGCGCCUCGCUCGCCCAGCCUCCGUCCACAGCGACGCCGUCGACCACCGCCACCCCUCGCCAUCUGCAACACCAGCACCAGCACCAACCGUACCUGUUCUCCAACACCCCGGCGUCCACGGCGCAUGCGCCAAACCCUUCCUCGACUACCCAGACAUCGCCCGCUUCGACUACACAUCUCCCGACCCGCACAUCCGGAACCAACACCAGCACGAAUACAUCAGUGAACGUGAACGUGAAUGUGAAUGUGAAUGGGACUGGGAGCGUGAACGUAAACACGGCAACCCACCACCACCCGCAUUUCCGCAGCAAGCGCGUGUGCACGCUGACCUGCAGGCAUUGCACGAACGAGGUGUGCUCGAGGGGGAUGAAGGCCAUUCUAUUGGGGGAUUUGAGGGUCGAGCUCUUUUCAACCGACUCGCCACCAUCAAAGGUUCAGUUGGUCGAACUGGACUACAUGACCCGCAACUGCAGAUGCCGGAUCCGUGAUGUCGCUUGUCUAGGCUGCGGCAACGUCAUAGGCUACCACGUAACACAACCCUGCGACCGCUGCCUCGAAUCCUGCAACAACGGUCAUUUCUGGAUGUUCCUCUCCGAGGGCGUGACGAGCACGGAUCGGAUGGACCUGUCCGGGACGAAGCACCUGGUGUGGGCGCAGCUGCCGGUUGUUGAGAUGGAUGCCGGGGGGGCGGGAGCGAGGGAGAGUGUUGGGGAGGAGGUUGUUUGUCGUUGA
Fimicolochytrium jonesii is the source of this 903-nucleotide messenger RNA. RefSeq names its product FAM72 protein-domain-containing protein. Gene Ontology annotation, cellular component: cytosol. NCBI's taxonomy places the organism in Eukaryota, Fungi, Chytridiomycota, Chytridiomycetes, Spizellomycetales, Powellomycetaceae. The coding region runs from base 1 to 903 and encodes 300 amino acids. The transcript has 4 exons. The record is from RefSeq and is a predicted model, not a curated record.